AUGUCGUUGGCGCCAAGUCCAUCCAAUGGCCCCAGCAAGAGAUGGCAAUGCUGGGAGUGCCAGCGGCGGCGUCUCGUCUGUGAUUCCCAGCGCCCCGUAUGCAACAAGUGCAAGACUGCCGGAAUCACCUGCCCGGGAUACGACGACAAGAAGCCCCUGACUUGGCUGGCUCCGGGUAAAGUGCUGGCUCGCAAUAGACGCAAGAAGAAUGCUGCAGGCAACCCGUCGUCGUCAGGGCAGGAGGUUAUCAUCAAGGGUGUUACCCAAGUGAAGUCACUCACUCUUAUACGAAUGACAGCACCUAAUCUCCCCAGUACGGCGGCAGUUGCGAGAGCUUAUCCAGUGCCUACUAAGAUCUUACGAACGGACCUCUGUGACGUCGUUGAGGCGGCGAGCUUCUAUUCAUCAUACGUAAUCCCCAGAACCCUCGAUGCUCUCCUUGUCCAGGAUCUUCCUUUUCUUGUCACUGAAAUUGAGAUGAAGAACUUACCUCCUCUCACACUGCAUGGAAUCGUCUGCAUUUCCCUCGGGUUCCGCAUACACAGUCUCGCACGAGGUGUGAAUCCUGAUACGGUACAACACCUUUGGUCGCGACUCUAUCACCACCGAGGAGCUGCUAUCCGUAUCCUCAAUCAGGAUAUUUCCGGAGAAGAUACUCGGGCCAGCAAUGCUACAAUCAGCGGGCUCGUGGUGUUCCUGGUUCAGGAGCUGCAACAGUCCAUCGACCCCAACUGGAAGUACCAUUUCGAAGGCGCAAUGGAACUCACGAAACUACGAGGCGGCAUGCUAGAGAUCUGCGCCGAGACUCCAUGCCUUAAGCCAGUUUUGACCCUCCUGAUGAUGAUCGGUGUCUUUGGAAACACGACGAGCCCAGCCGAAGGCCAGAUCGCACCCGAACCUCACUUCCAAAUGAUUGACGAAGUUGCACAGAUCUUUGAAACAGGCGGCCUCACACCAAUUGUCUGCCCAAAACAUAUAUUCUUCAGCAUAAUACGGAUAAACAACCUACGAUCCCAGGCCGCCAAAGGGGUCUUGCCCAGGAACUCGUCCCGAUCGACAGCCGAAGCACUUCUCCGAGACAUCGAGUCGUUCUCCCCAUCACAAUGGGCCGAGACUAAGGAUUCAUACGUUGAGGAAUGGACCCUGCUCGGCACCAUUUUCCAAACCUCUGCUGCUCUGUACUGCAUAUGCUCUCUCCAGAGCGUUGCCGUGCUCCCUGCUACUAUCGGGAUGGAAACAAUAAAGGCCAGCUACCGAGCCCGCCACCUCCAACUUCUCGAAGAGGGAAUGAAUAACCGGCGGGUGACACAGACCUUGCUGUGGCCGCUUGUCGUUGCCGGGGUAGUUGCGGUGGGGAGCGGCGCGUCGCUGAAGACGCGGGCGUUUGUUGAGCAUUCUUUGGUGGCGUUGAUCUGGGGAUACGAGGUGGGAUGA
Molecule: messenger RNA, 1434 nt
Organism: Scedosporium apiospermum
Lineage: Eukaryota; Fungi; Ascomycota; Sordariomycetes; Microascales; Microascaceae
Exons: 5
Coding region: 1-1434 (477 amino acids)
Biological process (GO): regulation of DNA-templated transcription
Molecular function (GO): DNA-binding transcription factor activity, RNA polymerase II-specific; zinc ion binding
Source: RefSeq, a predicted model, not a curated record